CCAGUUUUGUCGCAGGAAGCAUAUUUCACAAAUGCUUUUGCAGACAUAAUUGUGAAACUCAAAUGUGCAUGACGGGCGCUGAUUCAUCACAGGAACUUUUUAAUAUUGUCUCCUGCUCGUGCAAGUAGAAGCUACUCUGAGUGAUCGCUGGCACUGAGUUUGUAGGCAAACCGUCAGGACACAUUGGAUGUGGGACUGGACUUCUGGGAUGAUUGCAGUCAACAGAUGUGGGUCUCUAUAUCAGAGACUGGACCUGGAAGACAAAAACAGGCUGGCUGUUGACCUUUUCCCUACAUCAGGAAACACUGUACACAGGCUUCAUGUUAUCAGAGGACGCGUGAGUGUCCUGACAUAUAAGGAUGAAGCCUGCCUCACAAUAAGAGCCUAAAAUAAUCUGAGCGACCACAGCUGAUCCCCCACCACCACCACAACCACAACCACGCCUGCCUCCGCUCCGCGCCUUUCUGCCUGCCCACCGCGGAGCUCGCUCGUCCGUCCGGCUGCGUGUGUGACAACUCAGCUGUCACCACCCAGCGUCAAGCCAUGAUGACCAAAUUCAGCUAUUACCAAUAUCUAGCGCAGUUUCGUCACAGCCGAACUAAAUCAUCUAUCGGUAGUAAUCCUGAUGAUGAUUAUGAGGUAACGUCGAGACUGCAAGGAGACAGCAGGGGAAUGAACGUGACGUCACACGCGGAGGAUGUUAACCCAGUGGUCCUGGCAAUCCAAGUGGGGGAUGUAGAGGCUGUUAAGAAAGAGGCAGCAUCUUCUCCUCACAGUCUGAUAAGGGAGAACAAAGAAGGCUGGAUCCCUUUGCAUCAUGCAGCCUUCAAUGGACAGCUUGAAUGCUUGAAGACCUUACUGAAAGCACAUCCAAGUUCUGCAGACAAACGCACCCUGCAGGAACAGACAGGGUUGCUGCUUGCCGUCUCUGGUGAACAUUUGUCGUGUGUGACGUGUCUGCUGGAGGCUGGAGCUGAUCCUGACAUCAGCAACAAGAACAAAGAAACCCCUUUGUACACAGCCUGCAGGUUGGACAAUGUGGACAUGGUGAGGCUCAUCCUCUCCUUUGGGGCCUCCGUGAAUCAGCGGUGCGCUCAGGGAUGGACAGCCCUCCACGAGGCCGUAUCAAGGAACAACAUAGCAACAUGUGACAUUCUCAUUGGAGCUGGGGCCACUGCUAACCCCUCCAACACAUACAGCAUCACGCCACUCAUUGUAGCAGCUCAAACGGGACGCUUGGAAGCACUGAAUUACCUCAUCGGAAAAGGCGCUGAUGUAAACAUGCAGACUUGUGAUGGUGUCACAGCGUUGCACGAAGCGAGUAAAAAUGGCCACAAAGAAAUAGUGACGGUGCUGUUGUCCAAAAAUGCAGACGCAAAUAAGAUGGCUAACUCAGGAUUACUCCCUCUACAUGUUGCAGUUCAACAUGGACACCGAGAGGUGGUGUCCAUACUUGUCCCUGUGACCAGUCGCACUCGGCUUCGGCACAGCGCCAUCGGCCCUCUGCACCUGGCAGCCGAGCACAACAGGCCGCAAGUGGCAGCUGUGCUCCUUAAAGCAGGCGUGGACGUAAACGCCACGCUAGCCCCCGCUCGCUCAGCACGCUACGUCGACGGACGGGCGACGGCCCUCUGCUUCGCCGUCGCCAACGGCAGCGUCGAGACAACCGAGGUCCUCCUCAACGCCGGCGCUGCCACUGGCCUGGACCCGGUUAGUCCUCUGCUGUUGGCCGUGCAGAGAGGCAGCAUGAGGACCGUGUCCCUGCUCCUGCAGAAAGGAGCUGACAUCAAUGCCAAAAUCCCAUUUUGGGCUACGACGUUCCCUGCGGUUGUUGCGCUCUGUAUGGAUAAUCUGCCUCUACUCAAGUGUCUUCUGGACAAUGGCUGUGAUGCCCUUUCCUGCUUCUCCUGCUCAUACGGCAGAGGUCCUCAUCCAGAACAAGCCCACAUGAGAAGCCCUGGCACUGUAUUUCCCUUCAACUGCAAUGGACCAGCACACGAAGCAACACAGUUCUGUCAAUGGAUUUCAACACCAACAAUGAGCCAAUGGGCCGGACCCAUCAUAGACUUGCUGCUGGAGCAUGUCGCUCAUGUUCAGCUGUGCAACAAACUCACUCAACUCUUAGAGAGCCGCCACGAAUGGGUUGCCGUCAAGAGGAAGUCAUUGUCACCUCGUCUACUGCGUCAUCUUUGCAGACUGAGUAUUCGAAGCCAAGUGGGCCCACACAGACUGCAAUCCCUCUCGAGUUUACCUCUACCAGGGAGACUGAUCACAUACCUCACUGUGAUGGACUGAUGAUGUUAAGAUGACAUCAGGCAUCUCAGCCGUUAAAUGCAUUUCGAUUUGUCUGUCUUUUUUUAAACCUAAUAUAUCUCGUCUGUAUCAUGCGUAUUUAUAAACUCUGUGAUGUGACUUUC
Molecule: messenger RNA, 2417 nt
Organism: Syngnathus typhle (broad-nosed pipefish)
Lineage: Eukaryota; Metazoa; Chordata; Actinopteri; Syngnathiformes; Syngnathidae
Product: ankyrin repeat and SOCS box protein 2-like
Exons: 10
Coding region: 544-2295 (583 amino acids)
Biological process (GO): intracellular signal transduction
Cellular component (GO): cytoplasm
Molecular function (GO): protein binding
Source: RefSeq, a predicted model, not a curated record